Danaus chrysippus (African queen) is the source of this 969-nucleotide messenger RNA. NCBI's taxonomy places the organism in Eukaryota, Metazoa, Arthropoda, Insecta, Lepidoptera, Nymphalidae. The record is from the annotation of a GenBank genome assembly.
AUGCCGGCUGAACCACUGGCUAGAGUUGUCCUGCGCGAUGUAACCCCGGAAAUAUCGCGUCACAUGUUAUCCGAUGUGAGCACACUGCCUUGUGUGCAACUUGGUGACUAUCUUCUACAAUUUGAGCUCGAGGAACCAAAAGAAUCUGUACGAGAGAUAGCUAGACGCGAACUACGUGAGACUCCAGAGAUCGUCAAACCAGCGGUCGAAGAACUGAGAAGCCUACUCGAAGCCGACAAAGACCUUUGGGUUCCUGUCGAAAACGACGCCUGGCUCAUCAGGUUCCUACGACCCUGUAAAUUCUAUCCUGAGAGUGCUUAUGAUUUAAUAAAGAGAUACUACGCGUUCAAAGUAAAACACAGCAAGCAUUACGAGGGUCUGACUCCAAGUCAAGAGCAGAAUGUGUUCAAACAGAAUGUUCUACGUGUCUUGCCUAACAGGGACCAACUAGGACGAAGAGUUCUAGUAUUGGAACUAGGGAAAAAAUGGAACCACAACAAAUGUUCGUUGGAUGAAGUUUUCAAGGGCUGCGUUUUGUUCUUGGAGGCAGCGAUGUUGGAGCCUGAGACGCAAGUCUGUGGGGCCGUCGUUAUAUUUGACAUGGACGGACUCUCGCUGCAGCAAGUGUGGCAGUUCACGCCGCAGUUCGCUAAGAGAAUCGUUGACUGGUUACAGGAAAGCAUCCCACUCCGUAUCAAAGGUUUCUAUAUAAUCAACCAGCCAUACAUCUUCAAUAUGGUGUUCCAACUCUUCAAGCCAUUACUGAAGGAGAAACUUAGAUCUCGUAUUGUGUUCAUGGGCAGUGACAGAGAGAUGCUCUAUAAAUAUAUAAGCCCUAAAUGUUUGCCAGAUUGCUAUGGAGGAACUUUGACUAUACCUAAUGUUUCUGGACCCCAAUGGUUGGAACUACUGUUAAUAUGUGAUAAGGAAUUUAUAGCUAUCAAUUCGUAUGGAUAUAAGAAAAAGUAG